AUGGCCGGAAGCGAGACAUACAUCCCGCUCGUCUCGUCGCUCGACAAGAUCUACUCCACCAGCCAGACACUCGCAAAAGAAGGUGCUCGCUGGGACAAUCUCAUGAACGAGUUCGAAAGGCAAUAUGGAAAGAAGCCAGAUUUCGUGGCGCGGGCCCCUGGUCGGGUCAACAUCAUUGGCGAGCAUGUCGACCAUCAAGGCUUCAGUGUGCUACCGGCAGCAAUCGAGAUGGAUAUCUUGAUGGUUGUCAAGAUAACACCAGCAAAAGGCGGCGCAGAUGACAGCAAGGUCAAGUUUGUACUGUCCAACACUACGCCCAGAUUUGAGAGGGCGACAUUCGAGACCGAAUUCAAGCAGGGUUGCCAAGACGUUCUGCUCAACCACGAAGGUGGUGAUCGAUGGGCAAACUACUUCAAAGUUGCGGUGAAGGGCCUGCACCCGCAUCUGCCUCCGGCAACAUUGUCUCCUUCGACUCGACCAGCUCUGAUUGAAGUCUUGGUUAAUGGAACGAUCCCGCCCGAAUCUUCACUCUCCUCAUCUGCAGCCAUGACCUCGUGCUCCUCCAUUGUGGUCCUCGAGGCUUUCGGCGCACGCAACCUGAUCUCGCGCCGCGAGAUGGCCGAGGUCGCUAUCGAAUCAGAGCGUCUCGUGGGGGUCAAUUCGGGUGGUAUGGAUCAAGCUGCAUCCAUUUUUGGUGUGCCUGGUCAUGCGCUGCACAUUGAAUUCUACCCCGAGCUCAAAGCAACACCGACGCGCAUGCCCAAGUGCGAUCCAAGCCACACUUUCGUCAUCGCGAAUACCCUCAUCGUCAGCGACAAAAAGGUCACCGGGCCAAUCCACUAUAACCUGCGCACGGUCGAGCUGCGCUUGGCGAGCCGGGCCAUUGCCAAAAAACUUGACCUGCCAAUGACAGAGGCGACGGCACAGCUCAACGGGUUGCUGCGCGCUUUCUACGAAAAGAACUCUCUUCCCACGGGAGACGCAGGCGUAGAGCAGGCGAGGAAAGAGGCAGGCGAUGAGGGCGCGAGAAUCUUUUACUUUGGAAGGAUUGCAGAGGACGCAAUCCCGAAAGAGGCGGUCACGCGAGUCGAAGCGGAGAAGCUGACAGGCUACAGCGGCACGGCGUAUGAUGAUGAGUUCCUGUCGCGCUUCCCUAUCCGCGGCGAACGCUUUGAACUAUACAAGCGUGCGCACCACGUCUUUGACGAAGCGCUGCGCACACUGCGCUUCCGCAAGAUCCUUGGCGAUGCGACGGCGGCACAGAGCAUGGCGGCCGACGGCGGUGCGGCGCAGUACGCACAGCUAGGGAAAAUGCUCGACGACUGCCACACGUCCAUGCGCGACUUUUACCAGGCCUCGUGCCCCGAACUGGAGACUGUUGUCCAGAUCGCCAAGCAAAACGGCGCACUUGGCUCGCGCUUGACGGGUGCAGGCUGGGGCGGUUCGACUGUCUCUCUCGUCCCGAGUGCCCAGGUCCCGCGUCUUUUGGAUGCGCUCAAGGAAGGGUACUUCAAAAAGCGAUUCCCGGACAUCACGCAGGAAAAGAUUGACCAGUCAUUGCUCGCGACCGAGCCGGCGGGCGGAGCCUGUGUGUAUGCUAUCGCCGCCUGA
Molecule: messenger RNA, 1611 nt
Organism: Tilletiaria anomala UBC 951
Lineage: Eukaryota; Fungi; Basidiomycota; Exobasidiomycetes; Georgefischeriales; Tilletiariaceae
Product: Galactokinase
Exons: 4
Coding region: 1-1611 (536 amino acids)
Biological process (GO): carbohydrate phosphorylation; galactose metabolic process
Cellular component (GO): cytosol; cytoplasm
Molecular function (GO): galactokinase activity; ATP binding
Source: RefSeq, a predicted model, not a curated record